Molecule: messenger RNA, 4225 nt
Organism: Vitis riparia (riverbank grape)
Lineage: Eukaryota; Viridiplantae; Streptophyta; Magnoliopsida; Vitales; Vitaceae
Product: zinc finger protein BRUTUS-like
Exons: 14
Coding region: 181-3894 (1237 amino acids)
Biological process (GO): protein ubiquitination; ubiquitin-dependent protein catabolic process
Cellular component (GO): nucleus
Molecular function (GO): ubiquitin protein ligase activity; zinc ion binding
Source: RefSeq, a predicted model, not a curated record
CCCCUUUUCUAUCUACCGCAUUCAGGCCUCUGAGUUUCGUUCGUUCUCCCCGGUUCAGUUCCAGAGAGAGAGAGAGAGAGAGAAGCGCACAGAAAUGAAAAUCUCGUGGAUUUGGAAAACCUAGGGUUUCGAGACUAAGGAUCUGCUGGCCUCGUUUUUGGACUGUUUGCCGUCUAUAAAAUGGCGACGCCAUUGACAGGGCUUCAACAUAGAGAUGGAGGUUUGGGUCUGAUGGCGGGGCCUGCCAACCAAAUGGAUUCUUCUCCUUCGAAGAGUUGCUUGAAGAGCUCAGCUCUCAAGUCUCCUAUUCUCAUCUUCUUGUUCUUCCACAAGGCCAUCCGUUCGGAGCUCGAUGGCCUGCAUCGUGCGGCCAUGGAUUUUGCUACUAAUCAGGACAGUGAUAUUAAUCCUUUGUUGGAACGCUACCACUUUUUUCGCGCAAUCUACAAGCACCACUGUAAUGCUGAGGACGAGGUCAUAUUUCCAGCUCUUGAUAGACGUGUGAAGAAUGUUGCACGGACUUACUCCCUUGAACAUGAGGGAGAAAGUGCCCUUUUUGAUCAACUAUUCGAGCUGUUGAAUUCAAAAACUCAAAACGAAGAAAGCUAUCGGAGAGAGUUAGCCUUAUGCACCGGAGCUCUUCAAACUUCAAUUAGUCAGCACAUGUCCAAGGAAGAGGAACAAGUGUUCCCCUUGCUGAUUGAGAAGUUUUCUUUUGAAGAGCAGGCAUCAUUGAUUUGGCAGUUUCUGUGCAGCAUUCCUGUUAAUAUGAUGGCAGAGUUCCUUCCGUGGCUUUCUUCCUCUAUUUCAUCUGAUGAACAUCAAGAUAUGCAUAAAUGCUUGUGCAAGAUAGUCCCAGAAGAGAAGCUUCUUCAACAGGUUAUUUUCACCUGGAUGGAAAAUAUUCAGAAAAGUUCUGAAGAUAAUCCUAAUGACAGAGGUCCUCAUUCUGGGGCCAGAACCUUAAUCAGUCGAACUAAGAACUGGGAAUGUGCAUGUGAAUCUUUGAAAACUGGUAAAAGGAAAUAUUUGGAGCCCAAUAAUGUUACAACUGCUUCAACUCUGGCAUGUCCAAUAGAUGAAAUAUUGCAUUGGCAUAAAGCAAUAAAAAGAGAGUUGAAUGAUAUAGCAGAGGCAGCAAGGAAGAUACAACUUUGUGGAGAUUUCUCUGAUUUAUCUGCUUUCAACAAGAGGCUGUUGUUUAUUGCAGAAGUUUGUAUUUUUCACAGUAUUGCUGAGGACAAAGUUAUAUUCCCUGCUGUAGAUGCAGAACUCUCUUUUGCCCAGGAGCAUGCAGAAGAAGAAAGCCAAUUUGAUAAACUUAGGUGCUUGAUAGAAAGCAUUCAAAGUGCCGGAGCCAACUCAUCUUCUGCUGAAUUUUAUACAAAGUUAUGCUCACAGGCUGAUCAAAUAAUGGAUACGAUACAGAAGCACUUUCACAAUGAAGAAGUUCAGGUUCUUCCACUUGCUCGAAAGCAUUUUAGCCCCAAAAGACAGCGUGAACUUCUGUAUCAAAGCCUAUGUGUGAUGCCCUUAAGAUUGAUUGAGUGUGUCCUGCCAUGGUUGGUUGGAUCCCUUGAUGAAGAAGCAGCAAGGUCUUUUCUUCAAAAUAUGCAUUUGGCAGCUCCAGCUUCAGAUAGUGCACUUGUUACACUUUUUUCUGGCUGGGCAUGCAAAGGCCGCUCUAGGGAUGCAUGCUUGUCUUCUGGUGCAGUUGGUUGCUGUCUUGCCAAAAUACUGACCACAACCACAGGAGAUCCUGAUCAGUCUUUUUGUGCAUGCACCCCUUUGUUUUCUGCUAAGGAAAAUUCUACAUCAGAUCACUUGGAUGAUGAUGAAAGGCCAGUUAAGCGUGGAAACUGUACUUCAUGGGAAGACAGUAAUGCUUGUGACCCUAGAAGAACUGUAAACAUACAGAAAUUAGCUUGUAGUAAUCAGUCUUGCUGUGUCCCUGAGUUAGGAGUGAAUAACAGUAAUCUAGGAACGGGUUCUCUUGCUUCAGCAAAAUCUUUGCGCUCCUUAUCUUUUAUUCCUUGUGCUCCUUCCCUCAACUCCAGUCUUUUUAAUUGGGAAACAGAUGUAAGCUCUCCUGAUAUUGGGAGUGCGACGCGACCUAUUGAUAACAUAUUCAAAUUUCAUAAAGCCAUCCGCAAAGAUUUGGAGUAUUUGGAUGUUGAAUCUGGAAGACUUAAUGAUUGUAAUGAUACUUUCCUUAGGCAGUUCAGUGGUAGGUUUCGUUUGUUAUGGGGCUUAUAUAGGGCUCACAGUAAUGCUGAGGAUGAUAUUGUCUUCCCAGCAUUAGAAUCUAGAGAGACUCUUCAUAAUGUUAGCCACUCUUACACUUUGGACCACAAGCAGGAAGAAAAACUAUUUGAAGACAUUUCAUCUGUGCUCUCUGACCUUACUCUGCUUCAUGAGAGUUUGAACAGUGCAAAUAUGCCUGAAGAGUCAACUAGAAUUAAUCUAGAUUCUUCUCAUCAUAAUGACAGUAUCAGAAAGUACAAUGAACUUGCUACGAAGCUUCAGGGCAUGUGCAAAUCCAUUAGAGUGACACUGGAUCAACAUGUUUACAGGGAAGAACUUGAGCUUUGGCCAUUGUUUGACAAACAUUUUUCUGUGGAGGAACAAGACAAAAUUGUUGGCCGUAUUAUUGGUACUACAGGUGCAGAGGUGCUCCAAUCGAUGUUGCCAUGGGUUACAUCUGUUCUUACUGAGGAAGAGCAGAACAAAAUGAUGGACACAUGGAAGCAGGCAACAAAGAACACAAUGUUUAGUGAGUGGCUUAAUGAAUGGUGGGAAGGAACUGCUGCUGCAUCUCCACUGGCCUUUACAUCAGAAAAUAAGAUUUCACAAGGCAUCAAUGUUCACGAAAGCCUGGACCACAGUGAUCAUACUUUCAAGCCUGGCUGGAAAGAUAUUUUUCGGAUGAAUGAAAAUGAGCUUGAAUCAGAGAUAAGAAAAGUUUCUCGAGAUUCAACUCUUGAUCCAAGGAGAAAAGAUUAUCUUAUUCAAAAUCUUAUGACAAGUCGCUGGAUAGCUGCUCAGCAAAAGUUACCUCAAGCAAGGACAGUUGAAACUUCAAAUGGUGAGAAUGUGCUUGGAUGCAUUCCAUCAUUUCGAGAUCCAGAUAAGCAAAUAUUUGGGUGUGAGCAUUACAAGAGGAACUGCAAACUCCGUGCUUCAUGCUGUGGCAAGUUGUUUGCUUGCAGGUUUUGCCAUGAUAAAGUCAGCGAUCAUUCAAUGGAUAGGAAGGCUACAUCUGAAAUGAUGUGUAUGUUCUGCCUAAGAAUCCAGCCUAUUGGACCAAUUUGCACAACACCUUCCUGUGGUGGAUUGUUGAUGGCAAAAUAUUAUUGCAGCAUCUGCAAAUUUUUUGAUGAUGAGAGGACAGUUUAUCAUUGCCCAUUUUGCAACUUGUGCCGUGUUGGGAAGGGACUUGGUGUCGACUUCUUUCAUUGCAUGACAUGCAAUUGUUGUCUGGCCAUGAAGUUGGCUGACCACAAGUGCCGGGAGAAAGGCUUAGAAACAAACUGCCCCAUCUGCUGUGAUGACAUGUUCUCAUCAAGUGCGGUUGUACGAGCUCUUCCUUGUGGCCAUUUCAUGCAUUCAGCUUGCUUCCAGGCAUACACUUGCAGUCACUAUAUUUGUCCAAUUUGUAGCAAAUCCUUGGGAGAUAUGGCAGUUUACUUUGGUAUGCUUGAUGCAUUAUUAGCUUCUGAGGCGCUUCCUGAAGAAUACAGGGAUCGCUGUCAGGACGUACUGUGCAAUGACUGUGGUAAGAAGGGAACCUCGCCCUUUCACUGGCUGUACCACAAAUGCAGGUUUUGUGGAUCUUAUAACACCAGGGUAAUCAAGGUUGAGUCGACAAAUUUGGACUGCUCAACAUCAAACUAGGGGGCAAUCUGGCCUCUUUGCAGUUGAUUUGGGCGUGUAAAUAUCUUUGUGCCUACACACCUAUACAUGGCUUUGUAAAUCACCUGCCAUUACAGUAGUCAAUUCAAAUAUUCCAAAAAUUUUGGAAAAUUUUUGUCAAUAUUGUCAUCACCAUUACCAAUGAAUGAAGCUGGUCAUCCUGCAUAUUACUUCUUGGUGGCUAAUUUUUUCAUCCAGAAACAAAACAUUGCUGGGGAAACCAUAGAGGAAUUGAAGACAGAAUUAUGCCUGUAUUGAACAGGAAAUUACUACCCAAGUGGUUUUAUAGGUAAUCUGUUUUGUUUUUCAGCAA